Molecule: messenger RNA, 3039 nt
Organism: Bolinopsis microptera
Lineage: Eukaryota; Metazoa; Ctenophora; Tentaculata; Lobata; Bolinopsidae
Product: pre-mRNA-splicing factor 38B-like
Exons: 9
Coding region: 6-2615 (869 amino acids)
Cellular component (GO): precatalytic spliceosome
Source: RefSeq, a predicted model, not a curated record
GUUGAAUGAUCGACAUUUAUCUAUGUAAUCCAUCCCUCUUUUCUUCUCAGCGUAGUUCAGGGAAUAUCCACAUGUAUAACAACGAGUUUGAGGAGGUCGAAUAUGAAGACGAGGAAGAUGAGGUAUUUGCAGCUAAAUGCAAGAGCAUCCCCAAAACUCUGACACCCUAUGGAAAUCAGCGGACAAUGAACAUGAACUCGCUGGUGUUGAACAACAUUCAGAACAGUAACUAUUUCAAAUAUCAGCUCUAUGAAUUACAUACCUACCACCAAGUCAUCGAGGAGAUAACCAGAAAGGUGAAACACCUGGAACCAUGGGAGAAAGGGAGCAGGAAAACAGCCGGACAAACAGGCAUGUGUGGAGGGGUCCGGGGAGUAGGAGCUGGCGGGGUGGUCUCCAGUGCGUACUGUCUCCUCUACAAACUCUUCGUCCUCAAGAUAACUCGCAACCAAAUCAACAGCAUGAUCAACCACAAACACUCAUAUGUGCGGGGACUGGCUUUUCUGUUUCUCAGGUAUACGCAACAUCCGAGUACCUUCUGGGACUGGCUUGACCCGUAUUUAGAUGAUGAAGAGGAGAUCGACCCGAGGGCUGGAGGUGGACGUCCUAUUACAAUCGGGGAGAUGUGCGAACAGCUGCUCACCAGACUGGACUGGUACACCACUCUCUUUCCUAGGAUCCCGGUAGUUAUCAUGAAGGAGAUAGAGAAAAAGAUAGAAGACAGAAAGGCAGCUAUCGCUGAAGAAAACCAGUACAACCAGCAGGCACCAGAUACUAGAGAAGGUCGUUAUGAAGAUCACCGGGAAGGAUCCUACCGCAGAGAAGAUGAUAGCCGAGCCGGAGCCGUCCGUGGUGAAGACAAUAGUAGAGCAGGAUCUCUUCGACAAGAAGAAGGGCGCCGUGAGGGAUCUAAUCGCCCUGUAGAAGACCGCCGAGUGGAGUCUCUCCGGAGAGAUGAACCUCGUAGUAGGGAGGCAUCCAGAGAUAGGCCAGACAGGGACAGAAGAGACGAUCGAUCUGAUUCAAGAAGAGAUGGUAGUUCUGAUUUGAAAAGGGACGAUAGGUCUGAUUCAAGAAGAGACGACAGGUCUGACUCAAGAAGAGACGAUAGGUCUGAUUCAAGAAGAGAUGGUAGUUCUGAUUUGAAAAGGGAUGAUCGAUCUGAUGUAAGAAGGGACGAUAGGUCUGAUUUAAGAAGAGACGAUAGAUCUGAUGUAAGAAGGGACGAUAGGUCUGAUUCAAGAAGAGACGAUAGAUCUGAUGUAAGAAAAGAUGAUAGGUCUAACUCAAGGAGGGACGAUAGAUCUGAUGUAAGAAGGGACGAUAGAUUCGAUAAAGACAAGAGAGACGAUAGAGACCGAAGAGACGACAGGAGGGAAGGUCGGAGAGAUGACAGAGAUCCUGUAAAGGACGAUAGAGACCGUGAUAGCAAACGGGAAGAUCGGGAUUACCAAACAAGAAAAACCGAAGAAAAUAAGCCAUCUGAAGAGCCAGCAGAGGAGGUAGAAGUCGCACCAAAGCGUUUAAUCAAACGCUAUGUGGUGGAGAAGAAGCCAAAGAAGAAGAAGAAAAAGAAGGGAGAUGAUGAAGCAGAUUACAAACUUGAUACGAGUGUAGCUGAGAACCCUGAUGAUGCUAUACCGUCAAAAGACAAACAAUCUACAGACAGCUCAGAUCGUAAGAAAGAGCGUUCUAAAAGAAGUAAAUCCAAAGAGGAUCUUAAGAAAGACCGGAUAAAGUCCUCAGAGAAACGGUCUAAAGAUACCGCCAAAAGUAAAGAUGAUGUUAAAUCUAGCCAUUCAGAUUCCAAACAUAAGAAGUCAAGACACCGCAGUGAUUCCGAGGACAAUGUUAAAGAGUCCAAAAGACGGAGUCGUUCAAGAGACCGAAACAGGAAAGAUGUUUCUAGAAGCAAGGAUCGAGGAAAGAAGUCUCCGUCUAGGGAUAGAAAAGAGCCGUCCAGUUCGCGAGACAAGUCCAAAGAAAGAAAGUCGGACAGAAGAAAACGGUCAACUUCUAGGUCAGGUAGUCGCAGUAAACGCAGGCGGUCUAAAAGUCUAUCAAAAUCAGAGGACAGAGAUAAAAGUGAAUCUAAAAUAGACAGUGACCACCAUCAUUCGUCCGGUGUUAAACCCGAGUCCACCACAACAGAAAUAGGCAAGUUGGACAUAAAUCGAGAACUCGACCACACUAAAACCCCAGAAACAGAUCACUGUUCAACAACCACAGACCAAGCAACUGCUAGUACUAAACCAGAUGAAACUCCCUCAACUUCCAACCCUGACCCAUCUAUCAGACAUAACACAACUCCUGAAGCAAAUAGAGGAGACGUGACUCCUGAUGAAGAACAGGACAACCUUACCCCUAGACAGGAUACCGGUGACGAAACUCCAUCCAACGGAGAUGAUGUUAACCCUCAAGGAGGUGAAGUUAGCCCUGCACAAGGCGACAUUUCCCCUCAAGCGGGCGAGAUGAGUCCACUUAUAGGGGAUCCGACCCCUGAGCAGGACAGAGGUGACUUGACCCCUGAAGCAGAUGAUGAUCCACUUCCCGUACCACCAUUGAUCCACGAUGUGGAAAUGUUAGGACGUCCAGAGACCCCACCCUACGAUUAGAUCAUUACAUCACGUGACAUCACUUUUUAACCAGACUCACCGCGCGUCAUGAUGACACUGGAGUAUUUUUAUUGCAAGCUUAUAUAUGAUAGAGUCACGCAGUUUAUUUUAUUCAUAUGCAAUAGCUGCGUAUGGUUCAUGCAAGGUCUGUGAUGUAUAUUGCUGUUCGCGAAGAUAUUUUCUGUUGACGCGUUAUGAUUUGUUGGCUCGAAACACAUCGAAUACUAGUAUAUAAACAUUAAACAUUUUGCUAGAAUGGCUGUUUAGAUUCUUGUUUACUUUUUGUUAGACGAUUGUAAACACAUUUCCGGCUAUUCUCUGAUGUAAAAUAAUUCCAUAAAUCUGAGCUUCCAGGUGCUUUGAACGCAAUAUAUAUUAUAUAUCUGUAUUUACAAAGUAUUCUUUAAGAGGCAUCAUGUAGCCG